This is a messenger RNA of Trichoderma gamsii, 1044 nucleotides long. RefSeq lists its product as hypothetical. The coding region runs from base 1 to 1044 and encodes 347 amino acids. The transcript is spliced from 2 exons. The record is from RefSeq and is a predicted model, not a curated record. Lineage: Eukaryota; Fungi; Ascomycota; Sordariomycetes; Hypocreales; Hypocreaceae.
AUGUCAGGUUGCUUCCGCCGAUUAUUUCUCCUUGUCCUUGUCCCACUUGUCAAAGCCUAUGAAGUAUUCGAAACAACAUGCUCUGCUCCUAAUCCGCACUCGGAGUUUAUGUUUGUAUCGUCUCCCAACACUCGGGGUACCCUGGAAAUAUUAUGGAGUUCUUUGUUCACCAUCCUUGCCUGCACAUGGACACUGCACCACCCCGAUGUUCCGGAGCAACGUAACGAUUGCGAUCUUGGUGUAUUAGGCGAUAUUAAAUGGGCACUGAAAGCGUUUUGUAAAAGCGCGGUGAUGAUUGUCAUGACUGCUCUGGCUCCAGAACUUAUAAUAGGCGUGGCCGUUGAGGAUCUCAUGAAUGCAAUGCAGACACAACAAAUGAUGGAAGAAUAUGCUUUCAACGACCAAGUAGCCUGGUCUUUGAGACACAGCUAUUUUGCAGAGAUGGGGGGCUUUGCCAUACGCAGUAAAAAGCCGUUGGACGCCUCUGACAAGCAAGGCAACAAACCAAGAGGAGGAGAACUACAUUCUCUCUCUGUUGAUCAGCUCUAUGACCUUCGACGCGACCGGGUUAUCGAGUCCCUUCCUGAUAUCAGGGCUGAAGAGAUCAAAGACAAGUCCCAGAGUGAUACUUUGGGCAAGUUCAUCGCGAUUGGCCAAAUAGCCUGGACCAUUGUGCAAAUCAUUGUUCGGGCUGUUAAAAGACUUCCCGUCUCUCCGCUCGAGGUCGCUGUAGUAGCUUUCGCAGCUUGUGCGGUCAUCGUAUACGCCUUGUAUAUGAAAAAGCCGCAGCGCGUCUCGACGCCUAUUGUUAUCUAUCAUUACAUUGGACAGAAAGAUACGCUUGGAGAGAUUCUCAAAGAGUGUCGCAAGAUGGCUCGGGAGAAGAAAGAUGGAGAGGCAGAGAAAGAGGCAGGGCAAGAGACUCAAGGUAAUUCACAUGGAUCACGAGCUAUUGCUCUCGAUCCCGAGAUACAAAGCCUUAUUACACGUCCCCAAAAAGCUGUCAAGGAGAGAUCUGACUGGGUUAUAUUGAUUAUAGUAUAG